Molecule: messenger RNA, 933 nt
Organism: Linum trigynum
Lineage: Eukaryota; Viridiplantae; Streptophyta; Magnoliopsida; Malpighiales; Linaceae
Source: the annotation of a GenBank genome assembly
AUGGGUAUCAUUUCCCGGAAGAUAAUCCCCUCUUGUGGGACGAUGUGCGUGUGUUGCCCUGCUUUGAGGUCCAGAUCUCGGCAACCUGUAAAAAGAUACAAGAAACUCCUUGCUGAAAUCUUCCCAAAGUCUCCAGCUUUCCCAGAAUCACUUCUUGUUCAGCUUUUGAAAGCAAUGUUGCAUGCAAAUAUUGAAGUGCGGGUUGAAGCACAUCAGAUAUUCACAGUUCUUCUCAUUCCGAAUUCAAUCUGUCUUGGACGAGAAGCAUCUGCACGGCCUAGUUACAUUUGUGAACCAAGAAGAUGGCGUUCUGGUACAGCAUCUACAUUUGCUUCGAUUUCUGCACUACUUGAAAGGCUACGGAAAGAGAAGGAUGGUCCUGAAGUAAAUGGAGUGCAUGAUGACUGCAAAGAACAGGACACCUCGGAAGAAGAGUGGAAGUAUGGACGGGCUAGAAAGAAUUCGCCAAACGUUUACAAGAUUAGCUCAAUCUUCAAGAGGACUACAGGGACACCGGGGUCGGCUGAGGCUGCUGAACCAUGUGUUUUGAAGCUAAAUGAGGAUCAGAUUUCACAGUUGCUUUCUGCCUUCUGGAUGCAAUCCAGCCUUCCUGACAACACGCCUCCAAAUCUUGAGGCCAUAGCUCAUUCUUUCACGUUGACACUUAUUUCUUCUCAACUGAAGAAUACAAAUGGAAAUGUCGUGGUUCGAUUCGUUCAGCUUGCUCUCUCUCUCAGAAAGUUGUCAUUGGACUCUAACAAUGGAAUGUUGCAUUCAGCAUGCAGAAGAUCAGUUUUCAUCUUAGCAAUGAGCAUGCUAAUGUUCACUGCGAAGACAUACCAAGUUCCUGAGUUGAACGACUUGCUCAAGCGAUUGAUCCCUGAUGAUGUUGAUCUUAUUUGGGAAUUAGCAACGAUUUUCAGAUAUAUGUGA